Molecule: messenger RNA, 1266 nt
Organism: Lottia gigantea (owl limpet)
Lineage: Eukaryota; Metazoa; Mollusca; Gastropoda; Lottiidae
Exons: 6
Coding region: 1-1266 (421 amino acids)
Biological process (GO): protein homooligomerization; potassium ion transmembrane transport
Cellular component (GO): membrane; voltage-gated potassium channel complex
Molecular function (GO): protein binding; voltage-gated potassium channel activity
Source: RefSeq, a predicted model, not a curated record
AUGUCAACAUCCAACGACAAGGUGGUGUUCAAUAUUGGUGGCACCAAAUUUGAAACAUAUAAAUCUACACUACGAAGAAUACCACAAAUCAUUGAACAUGGUGACUAUUUUUUCGAUAGAGAUCCCAAUGUAUUUAAAUCAGUUCUGCAAUAUCUCCGUACCGGGCAGCUCCAUCUACCAUCUUCAACUUGUGGAUCAGCCAUAAAAACCGAGUUGGAAUUUUGGGGAGUCGAAGAAUCUACUAUCGAGGAUUGUUGUUGGUUGAAUUAUAAUUCAUGGUCUCAAACUCUCGAUAAUCUAAAGAAGUUAGAAAAGGAUCGUCAAGUUACUAUGGGGUCUAUAAGACACGAGAAGCAACUAAUCAGGAAAUCGAGACGUUACCUGAACAAUGGUUGGCAAUUCCUCAAUAAUCCUAAUUGGAAUCUGUGGUCAAAGAUAUACGGAGCUAUCUCAGUUAUAUUUGUAUUCCUGUCAAUAUUUUCUUACGUGGCCUUUACUCAUGAAUAUUUCCAAGUUCAACCACUGGACGAAUUGAUUCCGAAUACCACCGCUGAUAACUCAUCGCAAUGGACAUCUGAGAAAAUGGUACCAGUUCAUCCGUUACUCUUUACUAUAGACUGUGUUUGUUUCAUAUUCUUUUUAUUGGAGAUAAUCGUACGAUUUGUCUGUUGUCCAUAUAAAGUACGUUUCUGCACACGGCCAAUGAAUAUCAUUGAUUUCCUUGCUCUAUUACCGGAUGUAGUUGCUAUAUGCGCUUCCUGGGUGGGUGUUUUUCCUGUUGGCGAUUCUGGAUUAAAGACAUUCAUACUACUGGUGCGAGUUAUGCGUGUAUUAAGGAUCUUCCGCUUGAUGCGUUUCUUCCCCGGACUUUGGCUAUUAUUCUACACAUUAAAAGCAAGUAUAAACGAAUUACUUCUUAUGUUACUAUUUGUGAUUAUAGGCAUGUUGGUGUUUUCUUCACUUAUCUAUUACGCCGAAGAAAGAGAAAAUUUCCCGAAAAGAGAAAAUUUCCCGAGUAUCCCUCAAGCAUUUUGGUGGGCCAUUAUAACAAUGACUACGGUAGGGUAUGGAGAUGUUUCUCCUGUAACCAAUCUCGGGUAUCUUGUUGGAUCAAUGACUGCUAUAUCAGGACUUUUAUUAAUUGGUUUUACUGUUCCAGUUUUGGUUAAUAAUUUCAUUCUAUAUUAUAAUCAUACACAAUUAUCUCGCAGUGUUCCGGUUCUACCAUUGAAGUCACCAGAACAGACAACAUCACCUAAGUUUUGA